GGCGUCAAGUGGAAGAGAGCGAGGAAACGUGGCUUCCUUUGCCGGGGAAAAAAGCUCAGCAAAUGGGUCGCAAAAAGAAGACGCGCGAUGGAUGUGCCACACUCCGGAGGAUCGUCACUUUCGAUGAAGAAAACCGGCGAGAGUACUUGACAGACUUCCACAAACGUAAGGUUGAGAGGAGGAAAAUAGCCAUGGAGGAGAUCAAACGCAAACUGAAGGAAGAACAGAAGAAGAUGAGGGAAGAGAGACAUAAGGAAUACAUGAAAAUGUUGAAGGAGAGAGAAGAUGCCUUAGAGCAGUCUGAUGAAUUAGAGCAUCUGGUGACAUCCCGGACAGAGUCUGUGAGCUACGACCACCCAGGCCACACCGUCACCGUUACUACAGUCAGUGACCUGGACCUCUCAGGAGCACGCCUUCUGGGGCUGAACACCCAGGAGGAGGGAGAAAAAGGUGGCAUGGAAAAGGGGGAUGUCUCCAACCAGCCUAUAUUGCCUAAGAAAUCUAAAGAUCCUUUGCUGUCUCAGAGGAUCUCUUCACUCACUGCCUCAUUGCAUUCCUGGAGUCAGAGAAAGAAGAAAGGAAAGCUGACAAGACGCAAUCAAGUAAUAAAGAAGCCAAUCCAGAAACCGACUGCAGGACAUACAAGCAAGAGACAGCGGCGGAAAAUGACAGGCAUGUCCAGGAAUGAAGGGCAAGUGGGAGUGAAGAUGGUGGGCCCAUAGAGGACUGUGGAUCCUUAAAGGACUGUGUAAAUCAUGUCUCUGGGAUGCAGAGAAAGCUCAUUUUUAUAUGA
This is a messenger RNA of Anolis sagrei ordinatus, 793 nucleotides long. The record is from RefSeq and is a predicted model, not a curated record. NCBI's taxonomy places the organism in Eukaryota, Metazoa, Chordata, Lepidosauria, Squamata, Anolidae.